Molecule: messenger RNA, 1496 nt
Organism: Maniola jurtina (meadow brown)
Lineage: Eukaryota; Metazoa; Arthropoda; Insecta; Lepidoptera; Nymphalidae
Gene: Rcd5
Product: microspherule protein 1
Exons: 8
Coding region: 91-1464 (457 amino acids)
Biological process (GO): positive regulation of transcription by RNA polymerase II
Cellular component (GO): MLL1 complex; NSL complex; Ino80 complex
Molecular function (GO): protein binding; G-quadruplex RNA binding
Source: RefSeq, a predicted model, not a curated record
AAUUGCUGCAGGUGUGACGUUUUCAAAAAAUAAUAAUACACAAAAAUUCAAAAAUAAAUAAUAAUAUAAAAAGCAAAUAAUUUUAUUUUGAUGGAUUUUCCUGCAACUCCUUCCAAUGCUUCAGAUAGCAAUGAUUACUCGGGUCUCCCGCCUUUACAAAUCGAUACAUCGCAAGAUAAUAAAAGACGAAGCUCCUCUAGAUCGAUUAAACGGAGGCGUUUUGAUGAUGAACUAGUAGAAUACAGCUUAAGUUUGUCAGGCGCUUCGCUUGGUAAAAAUGAAAAGAGAAUGCGUACUCAGUCUUACACCAGCCACUUGCCAGAGUUUCCUAUCCUCGGAAGUGUGCCAGCGACGUCUGUGACACCUGUUCAGGAGCGCAGACGAGCUUCGAGCAAGAUUUCUGGAAGUGUCGGUCGAAAGUCACGACGCAAGGGCCAGCUUAGCCAGCUAUCAACAAAGGACUUAGGGCGAUGGAAACCUACAGAUGACCUUGCUUUGAUUCUAGGUGUCCAACAGACAAAUGAUCUCCGUGUAGUCCACAGAGGGAUCAAGUUCUCCUGCAGAUUUACAGUGGGUGAGCUACAGUCCCGCUGGUACGCUCUGCUGUACAAUGCUGAAGUAUCCCGAGUGGCCAUCGCUGCCAUGCGCAACCUGCACCCAGACCUCAUUGCUGCAGUCCAGCAACAAGCAUUGUAUUCUAAUGCGGAGGAGGAGCUACUUGGCACUCUACCAAGUAAUUCUCAUCCAGCCCCAGAAAAGUUUCAAGAGUUGUUGGAGCAGAACCCGCAUGUGUUCUACCCCACCAGAACUGCCAAGUCCCUCAUGAACCACUGGCAGCUCCUCAAGCAGUACCAGCUGCUGCCCGACCAGACAGUGCAGCCCUUGCCUAAAGGGCAAGGUGACAAUGUGAUGACAUUCUCUGAUGCUGAGGAAACAAUGAAUGAUGCUGAACUACCGGACUAUAAAGAAGAUGGCAUUGACGUAGACAUGCAUCUGGCUGACAGAAUAGAGAAAAAGGACAUCCGUCUACUUGAAAAUUCGCUGUCUCGUUGGCAAGUGCUGGUGCAAUCAGUGGCGGGCGGCGGCGUCGAGCUAGACAAGAACACGCUCGCUGUGUUGAGAGGUCGCCUCGUGCGGUACCUCAUGCGCUCUAGAGAGAUCGCAGUCGGGCGAAGCACCAGGGAUCACACAAUCGACGUGGACCUCAGCCUAGAGGGCCCAGCGGCGAAGGUCUCGAGGAAGCAGGCCACGAUCCGCCUCAGAAACAGCGGCGAUUUCUUUAUGUCCUCUGAAGGCAAGCGGCCGAUUUUCGUUGACGGGCGGCCAGUGCUUCAAGGGAAUAAAGUUAAACUCAACCACAAUAGUGUUAUCGAGAUAGCGGGACUUCGCUUCGUGUUCCUGAUUAACCAAGAAUUGAUCAGCGCCAUCCGACAAGAAGCCGUUAAAGUGACCAUACCUGUGUAAUAAAAUACUUAAUAAAGGGUGAUAGUAAAAAC